Molecule: messenger RNA, 723 nt
Organism: Penicillium macrosclerotiorum
Lineage: Eukaryota; Fungi; Ascomycota; Eurotiomycetes; Eurotiales; Aspergillaceae
Product: NPP1 family protein
Exons: 3
Coding region: 1-723 (240 amino acids)
Source: RefSeq, a predicted model, not a curated record
AUGAUUCUCCAGCCACUUUUGGGCCCCCUGGCUCUUUUCUCCAUAGCUGUUGCUGCUUCCCCGUAUCCACUGUCCCGUCGUGGAACUAUUGCGUCAGAUGAAAUAGUUGGAUUUGAUCAAACUGUACCAUCUGGCACAACCGGAGAUGUCUAUCUUGCUUACCAACCGGAUUUGUAUGUUGUAAAUGGCUGUGUUCCGUUUCCAGCCGUGGAUGAGAAUGGCGAUACAAAUGCUGGGUUGGCUCCAACUGGGGACUCCGAUGGUGAUUGCAGUAGCAGCACCGGUCAGAUAUAUGUGCGAGGCAAGAGCUCAGGUGACUACUAUGCGUUGAUGUAUGCGUGGUAUUUUCCCAAGGAUGAGCCCUCUACUGGCUUGGGACAUCGUCAUGAUUGGGAGGGUGUCAUUAUCUGGCUGUCUGACUCGACUAGCACGACAGCAGACAAUAUUGUUGCUGUUUGUCCUUCUGCACAUGGCGGAUGGGAUUGCUCUACAGAUGAAUAUACUCUUGAUGGAACUGCGGCGUUGAUUAGAUAUUACAGCAUUUGGCCGGUGGAUCACCAAUGCGGACUGACAAGCACAGUUGGAGGCACACAGCCUUUGAUUGCAUGGGAGUCACUUCCAACAGUCGCACAAGAGGCUUUGGACACAACUGACUUUGGAUCCGCAAUUGUGCCAUUUAUCGAUGCUCAUUUUGAUACAAACCUGAGCAACGCUACUUUCUGA